This is a messenger RNA of Aureobasidium pullulans EXF-150, 2814 nucleotides long. RefSeq names its product periodic tryptophan protein-like protein 2. Gene Ontology annotation, cellular component: small-subunit processome; Pwp2p-containing subcomplex of 90S preribosome. Gene Ontology annotation, biological process: maturation of SSU-rRNA from tricistronic rRNA transcript (SSU-rRNA, 5.8S rRNA, LSU-rRNA); ribosomal small subunit assembly. The record is from RefSeq and is a predicted model, not a curated record. Lineage: Eukaryota; Fungi; Ascomycota; Dothideomycetes; Dothideales; Saccotheciaceae. The transcript is spliced from 3 exons. Gene Ontology annotation, molecular function: protein binding. The coding region runs from base 1 to 2667 and encodes 888 amino acids.
AUGAAGACUGAUUUCAAGUUCUCCAACCUGCUCGGCACGGUCUACAGGAGAGGAAACCUCUGCUUCAGCCCGGAUGGCACAUGCCUGCUGUCGCCCGUCGGCAAUCGCGUCACUGUCUUUGACCUCGUCAACAACAAGUCGCAUACCCUCCCCUUCGCUCAUCGCCGUAACAUCUCCCGCCUUGCCUUGAACCCCAAGGGCAAUCUCCUCCUCACAGUCGACGAAGACGGCCAGGCUAUUCUUACACACCUCCACCGUCGCGUAUCUCUCUACCACUUCUCCUUCAAAGGUCCCGUCUCGUCGCUUGUCUUCUCGCCUUCCGGUCAACAUUUCGCCGUCGCUCUUGGUCGCAAGAUUGAAACUUGGAGAACGCCUUCCACACCUGCCGAUACCCAGGAUGGCUCCCUCGAGUUCGCACCCUUCGUGAAGCACAGAGAAUAUGCCGGUCAUUACGACACAGUACAGAGCAUCGAGUGGUCUAGCGACUCGCGCUUCUUCCUUACUGCCUCCAAGGACUUGACGGCACGCAUCUGGAGUCUGGACCCUGAAGCUGGCUUUGAGCCCACCACUCUUGGAGGUCACAGACAAGGUGUUCACGGCGCAUGGUUCUCGGCCGAUCAAGAGACGAUUUGGACCGUGUCAAAGGAUGGUGCCCUCUUCCAGUGGCAAUACCUACCGCCCCGUAACGCUCCCGAGGAUGAGAUGGACAUUGAAGAGAACUUCAGAUGGAGAAUCGCCGAGAGACACUACUUCAUGCAAAAUGGCGCCCAUUUGACAUGCGCUUCUUUCCACCCGGAAUCAAAUCUUCUGGUUGCUGGUUUCUCGAACGGUACCUUUGGUCUUUACGAGCUUCCUGACUUCAACCAAAUUCACAACCUCAGCAUCUCGCAGAACGACGUCGACUUUGUCACCAUCAAUAAAACUGGUGAAUGGCUCGCUUUCGGUGCUUCUCAGCUUGGACAACUUUUGGUUUGGGAGUGGCAGUCAGAAUCGUACAUCUUGAAGCAACAAGGACAUUUCGACUCAUUAAACAACCUAACGUAUUCGCCCUCCGGAGAUCGCAUCAUCACAUGCGCCGACGACGGAAAGAUCAAGGUCUGGGACGUUGCUUCUGGAUUCUGUAUCGUCACAUUCACCGAACACACAUCAGGAGUCACAGCGUGCGAGUUUGCAAAACGAGGAAAUGUCCUAUUUACAGCUUCUCUGGAUGGUUCGAUACGAGCCUGGGAUCUGAUAAGAUACCGAAAUUUCCGAACCUUUACCGCUCCUGAACGUCUCUCUUUCUCUUCGAUCGCAGUCGACCCGUCAGGCGAAGUCGUAGCUGCUGGUUCUCUCGACAGCUUCGACAUUCACAUUUGGUCUGUCCAGACUGGUCAAUUGCUCGAUAAGCUCUCUGGUCACGAAGGUCCUGUUUCGACACUGGCAUUCGCCCCUAAUGGCGGUGCUCUGGUAUCAGGCUCUUGGGACCACACCGUCCGCAUCUGGUCAAUCUUCGCUCGCACCCAGACUAGCGAGCCCCUCCAACUACAAGCAGACGUCCUCUGCGUGACCGUACGACCAGAUUCAAAACAAAUCGCCGUCAGCACACUAGAUGGCCAACUGACUUUCUGGUCACUUUCAGAAGGCACACAAGAAGCUGGCUUCGACGGCCGUCGCGACGUCUCAGGCGGUCGCAAACUCACCGAUCGCCAAACUGCCGCCAAUGCUUCUGGCACAAAAUCUUUCAACAGCAUAAGCUAUUCCGCUGAUGGCAGCGUUGUCGUCGCAUCCGGAAACAGCAAAUACAUCUGUCUCUACGACGUCAUGUCCGGCGUCCUCCUUCACAAGUACACCGUCAGUGUAAAUCUGUCCCUCGAGGGUACGCAGGAGUUCCUCAACUCCAAGAACUUGGGCGAGGCUGGGCCAAACGGUAUGAUCGAUACCACAGGCGAUGCUUCUGAUCUCGAAGACCGUAUGGACACUUCCCUCCCCGGUGCUAAGAGAGGCGACGCCGCAUCCCGCCGUAUCGGCCCUGAGGUGCGUGUUCCAGGCGUCAACUUCGCACCCACUGGUCGUUCCUUCUGCGCAGCAAGUACAGAAGGCCUACUGGUGUACUCCCUCGACACCACCAUCGCUUUCGACCCCUUCGACCUCGAUAUCGACAUCACCCCUCAAUCAACUCUCAAGACACUGGCCAAGAAGCAAUACCUCAAGGCCCUGGUCAUGGCUUUCCGCCUCAACAACCCCAAACUCGUCAUCCGCGUCCAACGCUCCGUCCCCGCCGCCGAUAUCCCCCUCGUCGUCACCGACCUCCCCGUAGUCUACCUCCCCCGCCUCCUCCGCCACAUCGCCGUCCAAUCAGACGCCUCUCCCCUACUAGAACUCAACCUCCUCUGGCUACAAGCACUGCUCAAAUCCCACGGUUCCACACUCAAGAAAAACCAAGGCGAAUACGCAGAAGUCACCAGACUUGUUCAGAGAGCCGUCGCCAGAAUCCAAAAGGAAAUCUUCUCCGUGGCGGAAAGCAAUGAAUUCAUGGUUGAAUAUCUUCUCGCGCAACCGGAGAGGAAGGCUCAAGAUGGUAUGAAGCUUUUGACCAGUGUUGAUAGUGGUGCCGUUCAAGAGAUUGAGAUGGCAGAUGACGAUGAUGAAGAUGGCGAGGAUGGUUGGAUCGGUCUUGACGAGUAAGAUUACAUGUCCUGUUAUUCUUUCGGAUGUUUUGGCAUUAGAGUGGUGUUCAAAAAAACAGGUUUUGGCAUUUUUUUGUGGAUGGGAGUUGUAUUCUUGGAAGGGGAUGUGUAUACAGGCGUUUUUUCUUGUCGAUAGUGUGGGACA